Homo sapiens (human) is the source of this 5460-nucleotide messenger RNA. RefSeq lists its product as uncharacterized. The record is from RefSeq and is a predicted model, not a curated record. Bases 1844 to 2449 code for a protein of 201 amino acids. The transcript has 2 exons. NCBI's taxonomy places the organism in Eukaryota, Metazoa, Chordata, Mammalia, Primates, Hominidae.
AGGAUGUUCUUUGCUCCUUCAGCAAAUUGUAGAUCGGCGGCGAAGCCUGGGAGUCCUGUGGAAAGCAGACGCCCCCACCCACCGCACCCCACCCCCCACUGCCCUUCCCUCGCCACUGCUGUCUCAGCUUGUGCUAAAUUACCCUUCCGGGCGAGAAUUAUACUCCACCCCUGUUCGUAGGAUGACUGGUCUGGAUUUGGGGAUGGGACUUUCCGAGAGAAGGUGGUGUCCCAGCUGGCUUGCCCAAAAUUCACUCUAGGUUUUCAGCUGGUCAGAGAGCAAAGCAGUCGUCCCCCCGAACACUCUGCCUCGUUUCCACACCCGCCACUGCCCAUUUCCUACCCAGAUUGGAAAAAAAGAAAGAAAAAAGCAAAAUGAAGAGCAAGUGAUCAUGCAGCCCAUUUUUUUUUAAGGUGGGGUGGCAGUGAUUUUGCAGUGGUCUCCAAAUAACUGUUACAGUGAUGGUAAUUGUGAAGUACACAAUUUCCUAAACAGGAAGAAAACAAACAAACAAACCGGUUUCUCAAACUUUCCUUAAGAUGAAAAUCUGAUUGCUUCAAAAGAGUCAACUUCACCAGGAGUCAAAUCCGCUCCCACACGAAGUGAGGCAUUUAUGCAUAUUUAUUUACCCGGAAGCCAUUUAAGGACAUCUGGAUCAGCCUCGGUUGUUCUUGGAGGGUUCGGGAAGGGAGAAUGUAAAAACAAGUGCUCCUCUCCGGAUGGGCACUGGUACACGCGGUCAUCUCACUCCUGAGUUCGGUCUCUGGGUACACAUGGUAUUUAGCAGCUGGUUUUCAUCCUUAUGACAUAAGUAAAAACAAUAUUUCCCAACACCUUCCAAUAACUCUUUCUUAUAUGGCAGAAGUACUGAAGACUAUGCAAUUUUUGGUUUCUCUGGUUUCAUUAAAAACCUUUUAAUUGUGGCUUUCGGAGUUGGCCCCAGGUGUUGGACUCUUUUCAUUACAUUUUGCUCUAAUGUGAUGAAAUUCUAAUUCUCUCCUUACCAUAUGGUUAAAUUUCCCCACUGAGAAUUAGUUGAAAAAGGAGAAAUAAUCUAUUAAUCUCUGUAAUAGAUUCACAAAUGAGGUUCGCCACAGAACCUGUUUUUGAAUGGUAAUAUCAGAACAGUUGGGCACCUUAUUUCAUAAAGGAAGGGUGAGGGCGACACAAAAAUGUCUGUAUUUUCACCUGGAAAGGAUGAAAGGGGCUCAGCAGUAUCUUCCAUAAUAAUUCCCUGAGAUCCAGUCUUCCGGGGACAGAAAUACUACGUAGACGUCGGUUACCUACGCUCCUUUGGAUGUCCUGGAACCUAAAGACUGAGAAAGAUCAGGCGGGGCUACGGGAGGCUCUUGUGCCUGGGACCGAGACCGGGGGUUCUGCAGGCUUGAGCGGUCCCACUUGUCUCGUCUGGGACCCCGAGGCUGUUUACAUGCAGGGCAGCCCCUCGCUCACCGCACCCCUCCCACCGUCCCUCCCCCGGCGUUCGCAGCUGUUAACCUCUCCCUUUAGAAAGCUAAAGACACGCUAGUGUUAUUGUUUUUCAAUUAGCAGCUUUGUUUUCACUGGGAUCAUAAACAAAGGUUCUCUCUAAACAUAGGUGGGUCGUGUAUGCAUGACACUAACUUAUCAAAGUCCUUGGGUCACUUUCGGGAGGGCGGAGGCUGGCCCGGUCGUGGCUCUGGGCAGGAUGGGGACACAUCUCACAAUGUCUGACUUAGUUCUCCAGCCAGCUUGCCCUUUUUGUGGGCUGCCACCUUCUGCGGGGCGCCAGGAUUCUUGCCGGCCCGAAGUGGACAUUUGAAGGGCGAAGGAUCGAUCAUGUCAGGGACUGGUGGGGGGUGCCAUGCGGGGCUGUGAGCGGCAGAGCCGGGAUGGCAGAGCAGGGGCGACACUGAGGGCGGCAAAGGCCCUGCCAGCUCAGCUAGACCCAGGAUCUUCGCAGGACCUUUGUCUUUCGCCCUUAGGCAACAAACACUUGAGCGCAUCUCGUGGCCCUUCCCGACCCCAUCUCCACGACCUCCUGCCACCUCCCUCCUCUCCCUGGCCAUCCAAGCUUCUGGAACAAACUUUUGCACAACUUCAUUUUACUCGGGCAAUGAAAACACAUCUGCCCGGUGUCUCGUUACUUGGUUUAAUCGUCGCCAGCCCUAAGUCACGGCCUCGGCUCCCUCUCCUCAACUGUGUGGGAUCCCGCCGCCUGGUUUCGGCCGGGCGGAGGGGUGACGUCAGCCGCUCACACAGUGCCCCCUGGCCGCUGGAGCUCGGGAAAUCUGUGCGCUCGAACUUGGCUCCGCCAAGAAGCUGGGCAAGGAUCCGGGCUCCUGAUGGAACUGGCAAGUUGGAAAAGUGGCAAAGGAAAAGCCAACAUGAGCGCUUUCGGCUUGCGCGGGCAGAAAGGGUGGGAAAUCAGGCCACGGCGAAAUCUUCUGACUCACAGAUGACCGCUUAGAAUGAAAACUACGGAAGGGAAGUCCUCUGACUCUGCAGUUUCACAGAGAGUCACUGAGUUACCAAAGCAGUUGGGAAACAGAGGCAGAGGACUGCCCCCACUCUGUCCGCAGCAGGGGUAUGGGAGGCAGCUCGGGACACUCCAGGGACCAAGCGGGCAGUGGGCGCCGUCCCCGAGGAACACCCAGCCCAGCGCCCCUGGUUCUGGGCUGGUUGGCUUAUCGAGGCCGGUUGGCCAAAGCAUCAGGAAAGGGAACAUUCUCGGCCGGGUGUUGGAUACCAAAUUAUAAACGCCAGAGCACCUUGUGUAAAGAUGAAUAUCGUUUUGUUACUGCGGGAGGGAAUACACCUACUGCUUUGAAAGGAGUUUAAAAUAUUCAGCAGACAGCACCGCAUUGAAAUUAGUGCAUUGAGCUGCAGACCAAACUAAUUUCUAGGUACUAUUUAAAUUUCUUAAUGAUCAUCUUGAUAUUUGCUUGAAAUUUGAGAUAGGAACCCAAGUAAAAUCAGAAUGGAACAUAAUCUACUCUAAAGAGUAAAGCCAGAAGUUCGUCUUUGUUAUUUUUAUAGUACUGAUAAAUAGUUUAUUACUUCACUAGUUUGAAAAGUUACAAGUCUGAAUUUGGGUAGCUAUGUGUAUCUUCUGAGAAGGAAAAUUGUCUCUCUGUGUUUUUCAAUUUAUCUCUUUCAGAACAGUCUAAAAAGUAAAAACAAAGUUUGGCAAAAAUGACAACUUUGCUUGAGAACAGCUCUGGAAAAGCGAAUCCACUGAGAGCCGUGGGAAUUCUCCGCCAGCUGUGCUUCCCCAACCGAGGAAGAAUCCAACCCGGAAUAUCGUUUCUGGACCCCACCGCGGAGACCCCAGCUGGACCCUCUCCUGAAAACUGCCCGGGGAGGGGGGUGCGGUCUCAGCGCCCUCCACUGCGGGGUCCAAGGCGCAGUAGCGGGGCGCGACCCCAGCGCUCCAAGCCCAGCAUUCUUGGCAGCUCUCCAGGCCCCAGUCAGAGGCACAUUGACCUUGAAGUUGCACUUGACUCGCCCACUCGGGGCUGCCUGGUGGCGCCUGGGUCAGCUUGAAACCCACGCAGCUGAGGGAGCUAGGUGUGGGGUUCACCAUACUGCGCCCCCGCCGGAUUUGGGAGCGCGGGAUCUACUCGGAGGCAGAGAGAUUAGCCCCAGAGGUCAAGCCUUUCGGCGUCGUUUUGUCAUCUGUAUUUUCUCGUCCCCUUCGCCGCCGAGUCCUACAAAGCUCACUUCAGAGAGACUGGGUCCACAUGUGUGGGCUCAUGAGGAGGAGGACAGCGAGGGUGACGACGCUGGGGGACUAGCGCGAGCUGGCGCAUUCCUGGCAGUGAGCCAAGGGCCCCCCGUCUUGCUAGUCUUUCCAAGUUGCUUGGCAAUUCCAAAAAUUUCGACUGUGGGAAAGUUGAAACUUGUUCGUAUAGCGUUCUUUCGAAAAGAUUUUCCUUGUCUGUAUCUAUUUUACAGAAAACAUACUGGUCCUCACUACUGUUUGGGGACGAGUUAGCCUAAAUUUGAACAGACCUUGAAGACAAACCCUGAGCCCCGGGAGGCAGCCUUCUCAGCGCGAGGUGCACACACAAGUCCCCGAGCCCACCGCGAGGGUCUCACCUGGCUCCUGCGUGGUCUUUCCCCACUUUGGCGACUUUGAAGGCCAGGGGGACCGUACAGUGAGCGAAUAACUUAGCGCCUGCAUUAUCACUGCUGAAACCUCAGAGAACAAUGUAGGACAUGCGGGUGCAGGUAGAGCAAAACUAGUGAAAAGAGUUUAUGAGGAAUUCAUACCGCCUCGCCUACUUGGGACAACUCCUUCAUUCAGUUGUCCUCCCUAGGGGGCUGUUAUGCUUAUUUGUGUCAGACCCUUCUUUCCCCUGGAAUCUUAUCAUCACAGAAUAUUAAACAUUUGAAAAAAUUUUAAAGAUUAAACUUGUUCGAGGAAAAAAUGGUAAACACUGUUAGGGAUUGCCUGGCGUGCACAAAUUAAGGAAAGAAAGAAACUGAAAAUUUCAGCGCGGCUUUGGGAAUUUUUAGCUUUGCGAUUUAAAACCCACAGCGCCAUCUCCUGGUAAUGAGGAGAAUAUAGCGAUGGAUGACAAUACUGAAAUGCUGACUAUGAAAUACUCAAAUAUGAGAAACGCCUCAAAAAUUAUUUCAGUGAUAGGUUGAUUAUGAUUACAAAAUAUGAUCUGACAUGGACAUUUAUUAUCAUUAAAAGUUAUCAGACACAAUCCUGGAAGCUAAUUAUUUGUAAAUAGAAGUUUGUAUAUUUAUACAUACAUGUAUUUUAUAGAUUCAGACGCUUAUGCUGUGAAUUUACAAGAUAUGAUUCUAUAAUUUAUCAUAAAUACAUAAUUUUACAAAACAGUUCCCUGUUUUACUUUUUGUGAAUGAUUUUACCAUAUAUGGUAGAAAAAGAAUAAUAGGAUGUGGUGAUCUAUGGAGACAUAAAAUCUUCUAGAUCCUCAUUGUAUUUUACUAGUCAACAUUAAUAAAUACUUUAGCCCCAUUGUCUCAAUAACUUCUCACUUUAUCUAUGUCUUCUCAUCAUGCAAUCUUACAGAAUGUCUUACUGUCUUAAUGUUAAGACAUCAUGACAAAAAUGUGUUAACAUUAUUCAGACAUUCUGAUCCUGAAAUAUCAUCUGAAGUUAAAUUAUUUUCCAAAAGUUUAAUGCACAUAAUAGAAUCAUAAAUACUUAAUACUUUUCUAUUAAAAUGUUUCUGAAGUAUUCUUUCAAGCUUUUCUCCCUUUUAUAAAUAAGAUUGAAACACACUAAAAUUUAGAGAUGAUAUCCCUAUUAAAAACAUUUCUCCUCUAUGAUUGUAUACACAGGCCAGCUGCUUGAAAUAAAAAUAAAAGUAGAUAUGCUUUUUGUAGUGUACAAAAUAUUAUGAAUAUCCUUCAAAAUUGUAGAUCAAACAGACAAAUGUAAACUUCAGUUGAAAGAUUCAUUUUAUUUGAUUAAUUAAAGUGAAGAUCUAUUAAGCCAAA